Messenger RNA from Colletotrichum fioriniae, 1317 nucleotides. RefSeq lists its product as uncharacterized. The record is from RefSeq and is a predicted model, not a curated record. Gene Ontology annotation, molecular function: transmembrane transporter activity. Lineage: Eukaryota; Fungi; Ascomycota; Sordariomycetes; Glomerellales; Glomerellaceae. Gene Ontology annotation, biological process: transmembrane transport. Gene Ontology annotation, cellular component: membrane.
AUGGAGGCCUCAAUGUUUAAGACCCUCGUCGAGGUCGAAUCCCGCGACCUAGACGCCCACCCUCCCCUCCUCCCCGCCGCCCCGGCCAAGGCCGUCCCGCGAACCUACCCGGGCGCACCGCACCACCGCGACGGGUCCUCCAUCGAGCUCGCCCGCAUCGACACCUCAGCCAAUUACAACAAUAACAAGAGCAGGGCCGAGACACCGCGGGGCAGCGCCGGCCCUUCCCGGGCACAAUCACCGUCCCGGACCCCCGGCUCCGGAAGCGAUAUCGAGAUGAGCCGGCCCUCGACGCCGACGGCCUUUGACGUCUUGCAGAGCAUCACAGACCCGCACAUGAACCGCUACCGCAUGGCGGCGUCGUGCCUCAUGAACUUUGGCAACGGGCUCAACGAUAGCGCGCCCGGUGCCUUGAUCCCCUACAUGGAGAAACACUACGACAUUGGCUACGCAAUCGUAUCCCUAAUCUUCAUAGGCAACGCCUUCGGCUUCAUCUUCGGCGCCGUCUUCCUCGAAUCCUUACGCCUCAAGCUCGGCCGCGCCCGCCUCCUCGCCCUCGCCCAGUCCAUCAUCACCAUCGCCUACGCGCCCAUCCUCGCCCAGGCCCCCUUCCCCGUCGUCGUUGUCUCCUUCUUCCUCAUCGGCUUCGGCAUGUCCAUCACCCUCGCCGUGAACAACGUCUUCUGCGGCUCCCUCCGCAACGCCACCACCGCACUCGGCUUCAUGCACGGCGCCUACGGGGCCGGCGGCACCGUCGGACCCUUGAUCGCCACCGCGCUCGUCACGGCUGCGAAGGCGAGGUGGAGCACGUACUACUUUAUCCCCCUCGGCCUCGCCAUCUUCAACGGCGUGUUUUCGACCUACACGUUUUGGCACUACGAGCGGGACCUGCCCGCCGGCGGCGCCCAACCUACACCCGCCGCCGAGGCCGCAGCAGCAGCAGCGAACUCGUCCUCCCAGCUCCUGAGCAUGUUCACCGCCCUCAAAAUCCGCAUCGUCCUCCUUGGCGCCCUCUUCGUCUUCGCCUACCAGGGCGCCGAAGUCUCCAUCUCGGGCUGGGUCAUCUCCUUCCUCAUCGCGACGCGCAACGGCGACCCGGAAUCCGUGGGCUACGUCACGGCCGGCUUCUGGGCGGGCAUCACCAUCGGCCGGCUCUGCCUCUCGCACCCGGCUCACCGCGUCGGCGAGAAGCUCUUCGUGUUCCUCGCCACCGUCGGCGCGGCGGUCUUCCAGCUCCUCGUGUGGCUGGUGCCCAACGUCGUCGGCCCCGCCGUGUCGGUCGCGAUUCCGGAAGGCUCACAGGCCUUCAAGUACUAG